Perkinsus marinus ATCC 50983 is the source of this 1643-nucleotide messenger RNA. RefSeq lists its product as hypothetical. The record is from RefSeq and is a predicted model, not a curated record. The coding region runs from base 11 to 1615 and encodes 534 amino acids. Gene Ontology annotation, cellular component: endosome. The transcript is spliced from 9 exons. Lineage: Eukaryota; Perkinsozoa; Perkinsida; Perkinsidae. Gene Ontology annotation, molecular function: phosphatidylinositol binding.
GUUUCCGGUCAUGUCCAACACCCAAGAUGCUUGCUCGCCCCUCAACCAGGACCUCAGGUUGCCCGAAGUGCACCAUCUGAGCCCCCGAGCCGCGGACUCGCCCACCCUGCAGGGGUCUGCGGACUGGCAGAGCCCCACCUCAGAGUGGAAGUCCGCCAGCUUGUCUGAUGAUGAGGUCGAGCAUACAAGCAGAAGCGAUGAAGGCAACUCCCCCAUGAACGGCAACAUUAGUGCUCGCAGUACUGGCGAUCUCAACGUUACCGUCACCACUUAUGAAUAUAACAAGCUCUUCCGAUCAGCAUCUAUGGAUCAGGGAGUCAAUUGGUCAGCAGCAGUGGGCGAGCCAGAUACUAGAAGGUCUGGCAUGCACAGGUAUACCACAUUCUCAGUUCGGAUAACUGAUUCCUCUGGCCGAGUUACCUCCGCGACCCGUAAGAGGUUCACCGACUUCACUGUGUUGAGGCGUGAGCUCGUUAAAGCGUAUCCUGGGGCGUUCGUGCCUCCCCUGACCUGUAAAAGCCAGAUCAAGGUGAUGAUGAAGACGGCUCCCACGGCGAUGAUGCAACACAUGAAACCAGUCGAUAAUGUGACUGAGAUCAGGCGCCAAGCUCUCGAAGAGUUCCUCAGCAGGUGUUGCUCUCGCCCUUUCAUCAUGUACUCCCCGAUGAUGGCAGCCUUCUUGGCUACUCCUGAGAGUACCUAUGAUGCUUUGAAAAGGGAUUUCUCGAACCGUCCACCGGAGGAAGUUCUGGAUGAAUAUAAGAUAGCGUUCGCGGCGAAGUCAAUUCCAACAUUCAAUAGACGUCAGGUGGCGUCGAACGGUCCUAACGAUGAGGUUGAGAGGCUCGCCAAAGACGACUCGAGUGAUGGCGAGUCCCAUGAGAACUCAGUUGAAGGCGCGAAUGAUGCGGCUUCCGAUAGCGCUGUGAAUGUCACGGAGAUGGUAGCAACGUCCAAGACCUAUCUCAGCGACCAUUGUAAAGUUCUGAAUCAGCUGCUCACGAUGCUCCGAACAGCAGCUUCUAAUUACAAGACUGGCAACGCUGCCUUGAGCACAAUUCAUUACAAAUUUUCUGAUUGCAAGACCAUUGAUGAGCAGGGCUCAGGCCAAGCUCUGGCCCUUGCACAGGGUCUGCCUGGUUCUCCGCAGAGGCUUGAUUUGUCCGAUGCUUUUUUUGAAGUCAAAAACAUCAUCAGCGCCCCAGCUGAUGCCGCACAUUUCGACUUGUUGGCCUCAGUGCUCAGUCGAGAGCUUACAGACUGUGCGGCUAUGAAGGCCUCACUCGAGAAGGUUGUCGAGCUCGGUAAGCAUCGAGACAAGGCCAUCGCUAAGCUGCGGUCGGCUCGGAAACACGGUGGCCCUGGUGGUAUAGGCGGCAUCAUUCGAGGCACUACUAGAGACCAGUUGAAGCGUGCCGAGACCAAUCGGGUUUUAUACGCUGAUUUUUAUUGGACUGCUGGCUAUAAUGCCGUCAUGAAUGAGGUACCGGUGUUUAUGGAAGGCCGCGCCCGGGUCUUCAACGAGGUUGCUAGAGAGUUCGUCUCACGUUCUGAGGCGACAAACAAGAGCCUUUCUAUGACCUGGGCCAGCAAGGUUAAGAAGACCACUCUGUAGAUGAUAUUUUGGGGAUCGUGGUGCUGAU